Messenger RNA from Pogoniulus pusillus (Red-fronted tinkerbird), 7311 nucleotides. It is a transcript of the gene TEAD1, whose product is annotated as TEA domain transcription factor 1. Gene Ontology annotation, molecular function: DNA-binding transcription factor activity, RNA polymerase II-specific; RNA polymerase II cis-regulatory region sequence-specific DNA binding. The transcript has 14 exons. Gene Ontology annotation, biological process: embryonic organ development; regulation of transcription by RNA polymerase II; hippo signaling. Bases 201 to 1502 code for a protein of 433 amino acids. The record is from RefSeq and is a predicted model, not a curated record. Lineage: Eukaryota; Metazoa; Chordata; Aves; Piciformes; Lybiidae. Gene Ontology annotation, cellular component: transcription regulator complex.
AAUUUUCGGGAGUCAGCAGAAACAUUGUAUCCAAAAAAGACAAAGUCGCAGUUACUACAGCACCGAGGAGAUUGUCCCUGGAAAACUUCUUUCGGUUUAUUUCAUUUGAGACUCCAGGCUUAGGCUUGGAGACCCCAACCAUCACCAUUGAGCCCAGCAGCUGGAGCGGCAGCGAGAGUCCUGCCGAAGAUAUUGAAAGAAUGAGUGAUUCUGCAGAUAAACCUAUUGACAACGAUGCAGAAGGUGUCUGGAGCCCUGACAUUGAACAGAGCUUUCAGGAGGCUCUAGCUAUCUAUCCACCGUGUGGGAGGAGGAAAAUCAUCUUAUCAGAUGAAGGCAAAAUGUAUGGUAGGAAUGAAUUGAUAGCCAGAUACAUCAAACUUAGAACAGGGAAGACACGGACCAGGAAGCAGGUGUCUAGUCACAUACAGGUCUUAGCAAGAAAGAAAGUUCGAGAAAUUCAAGCCGCCAUUAAGGUGUCUAGUCACAUUCAGGUUCUUGCCAGAAGGAAAUCUCGUGAUUUUCAUUCCAAGCUGAAGGUAACAAGCAUGGAUCAGACAGCAAAGGACAAAGCACUCCAGCACAUGGCAGCAAUGUCAUCAGCUCAGAUAGUCUCAGCUACUGCUAUUCACAACAAACUGGGCCUGCCAGGAAUUCCCCGUCCUACAUUUCCUGGGGCACCUGGGUUUUGGCCGGGCAUGAUUCAAACGGGGCAGCCUGGAUCCUCACAAGAUGUAAAGCCAUUUGUUCAGCAGGCCUAUCCUAUACAGCCAUCAGUCACAGCUCCCAUUUCAGGAUUUGAGCCUACGUCAGCUCCAGCUCCAUCAGUCCCUGCGUGGCAGGGCCGAUCAAUCGGUACGACCAAGCUCAGGCUGGUAGAGUUUUCAGCUUUCCUUGAACAGCAGAGGGAUCCUGAAUCAUACAACAAGCACCUCUUCGUGCACAUCGGGCACGCCAACCACUCCUACAGCGACCCCCUGCUCGAGUCCGUGGACAUCCGCCAGAUCUACGACAAGUUUCCUGAGAAGAAGGGUGGGCUGAAGGAGCUGUUCGGGAAGGGGCCCCAGAACGCUUUCUUCCUCGUCAAGUUCUGGGCUGACUUAAACUGCAACAUUCAAGAUGACACAGGAGCAUUUUAUGGAGUCACUAGUCAGUAUGAGAGCUCAGAAAACAUGACAAUCACCUGUUCCACCAAAGUCUGCUCGUUUGGGAAGCAAGUAGUAGAAAAAGUAGAGACUGAAUAUGCAAGGUUUGAGAACGGCCGGUUCGUGUACAGGAUAAAUCGCUCUCCCAUGUGUGAAUAUAUGAUCAACUUUAUCCACAAGCUGAAGCAUUUACCGGAGAAAUACAUGAUGAACAGCGUCCUGGAAAACUUCACCAUUUUACUGGUGGUAACAAACAGGGAUACACAAGAAACCCUGCUCUGCAUGGCUUGUGUAUUUGAAGUGUCGAACAGCGAACAUGGAGCACAGCAUCAUAUUUACAGGCUUGUAAAGGACUGAGCAGUUAUUUAUAUAUACACUUCAUUUCACUUCUUUAUCAAAACACAGACUGUAAACCUCAACACUAAGUGGCAGUGCCUCUGGCCCGACUUUCACAUUUUUCUAAAGCCUGUUUCAGUGAAGUCAUUUUUAAUGUGUUCAUAUAUAAUUGUAGCUGUGAAAUUCUGGUACAGUUGUAAAAAUUAUUUCUAAAACUUAAGUGUUCUUCAAAUUUGUAAACGGCAGUUCUUUUGGGAAGACUGUAUUUAAGAACCUGACGCCUCUGUCUGUGGAGGCAUAUUUUUAAUGCUGAUAGAAAAAUGUAUGAGAGAGCAUUUGCCAUGGGGAAAAACUGACAGCAUUUCUAAGAAUUUAUUUUGGUUUGGGUUUGGUUUUGGUUUGGUUUUUUUUUUCCCCUCGUGAAAUACUUGUUUUACGAUGCAAGUGAAAUUGAAAUGAAUCUUUAGCUAUAACUGUAAAUGAGUACACAAAGCGAAUAACCUUUAGAUGAUUAUCUUUGUAACGAAUUAGGAUGGAAGCUAUGGACGAAUGUAAUUCACUAAAUUAUUUUUUAAAAGGAAGCAUUUUUCUGUUUGAAACCAAAUGAAAAACAGAGCCUUAAGAAAUUGCCUGAUAGAAACAGACAGGACCUAAAAUUAGGCAAAUUUUGUAUUUUUUUUCUCAACACUGAAACUAAUCUUCUAAUCCAUUAAACUUUCAGACAGGUAUUGCAGAGAAAGAAAACAGCAUCCCUUUAUCCCUAACGUAUCUAGUGUAUUUUAAAAAGAGUAUAAAGUUGUAUUGUACUAAUAUGAAAAUUUGAUUAUUUAAUGAAAAAAGAUGGCUCAUUUUGCAAUAAGUAGGUAAAUACUGAAGAUUUAGACUUGCAUUAUAUGUAGUCUUGUGUGUGCAGUUAUAUUUUAUACGGACAACUAUGUUUUCUAAUAAGUUGAGCGCAAAACUUGCAACUCUGAAAGGAACAGAUGAAUGGAAACAUCUGACACUGCAACAGCAUGGAGUAGUUUGCAAACUGAAAGCAAAACACUGAUGUGUUUGGAAGAAGAAGAUGUAGACCUCUGAAAGGAUCAACAGCUUUAAUAUCUAUGAGAUGCUAGAAAAUCACAACCAAGAUCAGGCAAAGAAGAUUGGGAAGUGGAGAUUUUUUUUCUCCUUUUCCUCUUUCUCAUGGUGCUUUUACACCUCUCCCAGUUGUCUCUCCAGUUCCAGCUGGCAAAGACCUUACAUGCGACAACCAUGUGAGUACCACGUGGGGUCUGAUGUCCUUCUGCAUCUAGAUGUGGUAGUAUUCAUCCUUCAGGUAUAUUCAGGGAAGACUCCAGGAAGUAAAGUACAGCUGGAGAUAUUUUAAUGCUGUAAGGAUUCGAACCAUGGAUGUAGGUGUGAGUGAUUGUCUGAGGUACACACGUAAAGAGAAAUCUCAUUCCUCCUGGCCAUGCCAGCGUGUUGCUCUGCUGCACACCCAGCACUGCCCUUCAGUUGUCCAGGCAGCAGUUGUUUCAGCAGCUGCUGGGCCAGCAGUAGGCGCUUAUGUGAAACAUUUGUCUGAAAGGCUGAGGGCUGCCCAGCCAAGCACAAGCCACCUUAAAGAUCAGUUGUGAGGUGUCAGCAAAGAGAGUUCACGGGAAGUUUUUUUUUUCCAGUCCUGAGUCAAAGAAGUUAACAUUUAGCAGGUCCCUUCUCCCUACACUUUACUGAUCCAUGUCCAUGCACAAUUUAAGUCCAGAAUUGACUCCCAGGCCCAGUGCUGUAGUCUUUAAGAGAGUCAGUCUUAUUUUUUUAUGCUCUAUUUCUGCACAGUGCUUGCUGUGCAAUUAUCAAGACAAGCAUAUAGCCUAGAUGAGGUAGUGGGCUGCUCUAUGUCUGCGUCAGAUCAUGUUCAUACCUAACACUGGUGAAGACUCAGGUUAGAGGAUGAUACAGACAUCACUGAGGGGAAGGGUGACUGCUGAAAUUCCUUAGCCUGCCUCUGAUCUAGCUCCAGGUCACCUCUAGCAGGUGGCUCAUUGCUGAGAUGUCUAGCUGUUACCUUCUUGUGGAUAUUAGGGCUGAUGAUCUUUCAGUUUAUAUUCUGUGAACUGAACAGAGGAAUAUGUCCAUGGUAAGGUCUCUUUUAACGCUAAUUUUUAACACUGACAAAUCACAUCAGGAAAAGCACUGCAUUGUAACAGCCUAACGGUAGCCCUUUACUCUAAGCACUUGGUGUUACAAGUCAAAAACUACUUUUUUUGUUGUAUUUUGUUCAAAAGUUGUUUUUUUUAUUUAGGGUUUGAAUUGUGGUUUUGGUGAUUUUAAUUGUUUUUUUAAUGACAAAGCAAACUCUUUGAGGCAUAUAAAGUAUGUAAGUGAAUCUGCAAAACCAGGUACAGUCUCUUAAUAGAAUCUGGCACACUACAUAUGCCAUGACUCUAGGAUAUAAAAAGUCACAAUGUUUAUUGGUGUUCACAUAUGUAAUGCUAGGGAAACUACUUCCAUCGUCUUUUCUUUACACUUCUGUAAAUGAUCCAUACCCUAUAUAUGUUAAUUCUUAAAAGCCUUAAUCCUUCAACUAACUGUUCAGUGUGGGGUGUGUAGUCCAACAGGCUGCCUGUAAACUGUGAGCUCUUUUGUAAGCUGGAAGUACUUAUCUUGUUACUGUUACUUUUUUGUAGGAACCUUUUAAUUGAGCUGCCAAAGCAUUACAAUAUGCAGUGCCUUAGCAUUAUAUUAGAAGUACCUUUAGCCUCUUAACAUAAAUUUUAUAUAUUGUUUUACUAAUUGGUUCCAUUUUUUUUAAAUACCUGUAUUUUUUCCCCACAGAAACACGCUUUGACUGCUUGGUCUAAACCAACCUUCUGUAAGUCAGUGUCAUUACUACGCAGUUAAAUGCCUAUACCAAAAGGAAAGGUUACAGAGUCUUAGUUCUCCCUGAAAAGUGAAUUGUAUUAAUAAAUGCUGCCUUUUUAAAUUUCAUGACCAAAUAAUUAAUUGUGACUCUUCUGCACUCUAGCAUGAAAGUGCCUUUGGUUUGAAAUUCCAGCUUAGAAAAGUGCUGCCAUAAUGACAAUUUGUAGAGAGACCAAAAAUAUUUAGUUAUCACCGUAAUGCCUUUGGUUUAUUGGAAUAAGUUGAAUCUACAGGCCUCCAUUCACUAAAAAGCACCAUUCAUAGCAAGGCAAUUUUGCUAGUGAUCAGCCUGCUGAAGAAUAAUCUACUGUUUGCCAUUUCUGACAGCAUUGCAAACCAGCAACUGAUUUGUUUGUGACAUAAAAGUGAAAAUGAUUCACGUUUAUAUUCUCUUCAUCCUGUCAUGCGUCUGCAUAACAAGAGAUCCAUGUACUGCAGAAUUUCAGGCAGUGGACAAAGGUGACUUUAUUGUUCUCCUUUAAUGAUAUUUUUAUAUCUGUGAAGAUGAUUUUUUUGUUUAGACAAGAGAUUUUGUUUACACUGAAAGUCAGAUGCAGAAAUCAAGAAGAAAAUGGAGAGCAGAGAAUAGCUUGGGUAAACGCAAUUGUGUGCUCGCUCAUAAGCGUUGAGAUGUUGAGCGUGAAGCAUUGUGGAGGAAGGUGCUGUUAGAGGAACUCUGGCCAGCACGAUUCAAAACACAGGGUUGUUUUAUUUUGGUUUUGUUGUUUUUUUUCUCCCAGAUAAUGUCUAGGAAAAAAAAGCGACUAGCUCCUCUUACUAUUGUCUGUAUCUCAUAUCUUCUGUGAACGGGGGCCAUACUGUACACUGCAACUGAAACUGAUGAGAAGAGGAGCAGGAUUUUAAGGAAACAAUGUUAGAAACAAGAAAUAUCAGCAAAACCAAAAGCUGUCAGAGGGAUUAUAGAGUUGUGAAUACAAUUUUACCUUGAUUUUUAAAAUAUUUGCUGAAAACCAAGAUUAACUUUUUAUAUAGAGGAAUAUUGUGACACUAUGUGGUAAAUAUUGUGAUAAUUCAAGUUCCCUGUCUCUCAAAUAUUAUUUUUGUUAUUCCUUCAAGUUCUAAAUCUCACUUACCUCUAUAAGACAAGUAAUCCUGUUGAAUUCAAUGAGACUGAGGUAGGGCAAAGGCACUUUUGCCCCACAGGCAGAGCAUAUCCUUUCGGUUACUACCAAACCUUUCAGCUGUACUAGUCAACAGUUGUGAUAAACCACACUUCUGUCUCGUUAAAAUACUAAACCAAGCAUAAUGGUACCAUUUGGGGCUGUCAAAAUUACUACUAACAAAUGUAGUUUUACUUACUUGAAUUCCAAAAUGAUCUCGUCUAGGUACUGCACCACUAUUGUGAAGGAAUUGCAGAUACAAUGCCUAUUGCUCACCUUCCCUUUCUACCACAGCUACAGCUCAGUAAGGUUGGCAGUAGCUUCUUCCGUUACAACCUGCACAGUAAUAGGCUAUUUGAAAUAAUGAAGGGUGUACAUUAAUGUUGAAUGUAAGUAACUGGCCAGCUCCAGGCAGAUACAACAUUUGACGUGCUAAUCCAUACCUAUUUAUUUUCCCACUGCAAGUCCUAGGCCAUACUUGCCUUCUGAAGCAGUUCCCCUCAUCGUUCUCCCAGAUCACUCAGUCACACUGAGAAACCUUUGUCCCCCCUUUAUUGACCCAUUCUGAUACACUUACCGGUCACACAGCAGAUGUGCGCAGUGGAGUCCACUUUUGUACUUUUCUCAGGAUGAUCUCUUUUCCCCCUGCUUAUCUUUCAUAAGGAGAUGUUUAGCCCCCUAAAAAAGAUUGAGGCUGGAUAAGUCAAAGUACAAGGAACACUUUGGUUAUCUUAAUCAUUUAAUCUUUUCAGGUCAUUCUCACUGAGAUCAUGUAAUUAGUUUUAGUGUGUAAAUUAAAUCUUAAAUGCACUCAGCUGACUAAAAGGAGAUGGAUCCCUGUUACCUCCUUACAGAAUAUGUGUUUUGGUUUUGUUUUGUUUUUUAUGGGCCUCUGAUUCAGGCUCAUGACUGCAGACAAAAAAUACAAUAUGUGCCUGAAAAAAAAAAAAAGACAAAAGAAUUUUAUAACAUUGAAAACCUGAAUAGCCUUUAAUUCUUCAGUACCUUUUAUGUAAAACAGGUUGGGUUUUGGUUUUGUUUUGGGGUAAUUUUUUUUUUUGCCAUGUGCAUUUGUUCACAUUUGUAAAUGACUUAAUGGAAUUCUCACUUUAUGUUUAUUUGUGUAAUGUGUAUAAAAUGGGUUUGUGACUUAAGCAUAUUCAUAUAUGGUCAGUGGUUACUUUAAUAUUGUACUGCUGCUGGUAACUUUUGAUGUAGAACUUGCCUUUUGAUGAUAAAGUACCUCUAGGUUAGACAGCGAGGGAAGGCUCUUGGGAAAAAAAAGUGAAUGUUCUCCAAUGUUUUCUUAACAUAUUUGCAGAAGCUUUCAAAAGGAGUUUCAGUCAAACCUCUUGGCAGUACAGUAUUCUUGUAUUUGUUAUUGUCUGUGUGUAGGUACUGGUACCUUUCUUUUUUUUUUUGUUUUGUUUCAAAUGUUUUAAGUGUUGGCUUUAAAGUGAAUUUAUCUUUAGUAUGAUAGUAAUAUGAAAAUUAUAGGUUUUGUGUGCAGAGAAUUUUUUUAUAAAGUGCUUUGUAAAAAAAAGGAAAAAAAAAAUAAUGUAUUCUAGCUUUGGCGGUACAUAUGUGUGAUAACUUUAAUAUCCAUGACAGUUAAGUGCAAUUAUUUCAUCACUCUAAAAAUGCUAUUUUUGUGUCGGUUACUGCAGGUGUUUUCAUGUCUUUGCAAAGUGACACAUUUUGAUGCCUUCUUGAUAAAGUGGUAGAAUUUUUGUAGCUUUCUAGAAACUUUGUAUUCAUACAGUAUCGAUUGAAAAUAAAGAAAAUGAAAGUGGUUUGUGCAUUGA